This is a messenger RNA of Melitaea cinxia (Glanville fritillary), 2121 nucleotides long. RefSeq names its product dual specificity mitogen-activated protein kinase kinase 7-like (gene hep). Gene Ontology annotation, molecular function: ATP binding; protein kinase activity. The transcript is spliced from 16 exons. Lineage: Eukaryota; Metazoa; Arthropoda; Insecta; Lepidoptera; Nymphalidae. Gene Ontology annotation, biological process: protein phosphorylation. The record is from RefSeq and is a predicted model, not a curated record. Bases 1 to 1959 code for a protein of 652 amino acids.
AUGUCAAAUAUUGAAGGCAGAUUAAAAGGUUUGCAAGAACGCUUCGAAAAUGAAUUGCGUAGUCGAAGAGAGGGUCUCCACAAUCAAGGAGGACUUGGGGCUUCCAAGUCUGGAAGUACAAGAAGACCAAGACCUCGUAAGUCAGCAAUGUUCUCCGCAAGAGACAUACCACCAUUCCCACCGAAAUCUCCACAAGCUACGGACACUGAAUAUAGGAUGCGGGAAGUUUACAAGGUGAGUGGGAAACUGAACGUGGAUGGUGUUGAGUACAGAUCUCACAUAGAUGAUCUCCAACAACUCGGUGAACUGGGCAGUGGUACCUGCGGCCAUGUGGUGAAGAUGUUGCACAAGUCAUCAGGAGCUGUAAUUGCAGUAAAGCAAAUGCGUCGCUCGGGUAAUUCAGAAGAAACAAAACGUAUUUUAAUGGAUUUGGACGUGGUAGUGAGAUCACAUGAUUGUCCCUACAUUGUCCGGUGUCUCGGGUGCUUUGUUACUGACGCGGAUGUAUGGAUUUGUAUGGAGCUGAUGGCAUCAUGCUUUGACAAGCUACUAAAGAGGCUAGGGGCACCUAUACCUGAAGCAAUACUUGGAAAAGUCACUGUGGCGACGGUGAAUGCGUUAUCGUACCUGAAGGACACGCACGGCGUGAUCCACCGCGACGUGAAACCGAGCAACAUCCUGUUGGACGAGCGCGGGAACGUCAAGCUGUGUGACUUCGGUAUCAGCGGUCGCCUCGUCGACUCCAAGGCCAAAACGCGCAGUGCGGGCUGUGCGGCCUACAUGGCGCCCGAGCGAAUAGACCCGCCAGACCCGAGCCGGCCAGAUUACGAUAUCCGCGCAGACGUUUGGUCGCUAGGCAUCUCGCUGGUGGAGCUCGCCACCGGCGUGUUCCCCUACCGCGACUGCCAGAACGACUUCGAGGUGCUCACCAGGGUAAUAGCAGAUGACCCACCACAGUUACCUGAGGGCAGUGAUUUUACUCCCGAGUUCAAAUCUUUUGUUUCACAAUGUCUGACCAAGAACUACCGACAGCGGCCGAAGUACGUGAAGUUGCUGGAGCACCCGUUCGUGGUGAAGUCGGCGCGCAGCUCGGUGUCGGUGGGCGCGUGGUACGCGUCGCUGUCCGUGGCGCCGCCCGGCACGCCGCAGCCCGCGCGCCACCCCGCCGCGCACUGGACGCCCGACCAGGCCACGCCCACGCCCGCCAGAGCUUGGUGGGCGACGCCACCCAACUCGGGAGGAAGUAGUUCGCAGCCUACGAGCCUCGAAGCGGACUUAUCGAACUACUCCCCUUAUCCGAGACGCAGGACGCUCGACGCGUGCGCGUCUCCGCCGCCAGCGCCCGCGCGCCGCGUGUCGCAGGACUCGCGCUGGCGAGCCUCGCCCGCGAGUUCCGGAAACACCAGCCCCAUUGUAUUACAAAGAUUCUAUCACCAAAGUCAACAAAGGAAGUCCAGAGUGGACUUGCACUCAACACCGAGGCAUAGAAGCCUCAGCCGCGAGCACAGCACGGGCCGCUCGCCCGAGCCGCCGCCGCGCACGAGGCAUCUCCUCACACACGAAGCCAACGGCACCGCGGAGCUCGAGCCGCCGCCGCUGCACGACCGACUGCACCCGCCCUCGCCGCUACUGCUCAGUAACGAUAGUGCAAGGCGCGCGGCCGGCAGGUUGUCGGAGGGCCGCAGCCAGAGCCUGACGCGCGCGGAGCUGCGCAACGGGUUCCGCGCCGACGCGCCGCCGCCCGCCAAGCUGCUGCACGACGACCAGGGCUGGCUGCACUCGCUCGCGGGGCUGGUGAAGCGCCGGCUCAGCGGGUACGUCAAGUGGCAUCACGUUGCAGCGCGCCGCGAGCCGCUGCACGCCGCCGUCGCGCACCACAAGUGGGGCAACAGCGAGAGUUGGAGCGUGCCGGCGUCUCCGUUGCCACCGCGUGCCCCUCCACCGCGACCCGCCGACUAGCGAUCACCAUCCCCACCACCUCCACCACCCACAGUACCACCGCCACCACUACCGCGAGUACUGUCAACGUUAUCAACACCGCCGCGCCGUAACUGCUCACCAAGACUAUUUUUAAAGUGUUAUUAAAGUGUAAGUCUUGCAAUUAAAGAGUAGAAUUAGAAA